Messenger RNA from Penicillium odoratum, 990 nucleotides. RefSeq lists its product as uncharacterized. Lineage: Eukaryota; Fungi; Ascomycota; Eurotiomycetes; Eurotiales; Aspergillaceae. Bases 1 to 990 code for a protein of 329 amino acids. The transcript has 2 exons. The record is from RefSeq and is a predicted model, not a curated record.
AUGGGUUCCAAUGUCUAUUCCGCAGAGCCUGCUCAUCCAUACCUAGCCCACUCUCUGCUCAGUGAGCCAAGACCCAUAGCCAUCAAUGAACAACCCAUAAAGGGAUCAACGACCAACGACUGGAACCUCAAGGACGACUGGACUGCAGGCAUUAAACACUCAAGUGAAGGAAUUUUCCGCUGCGGGACAAUCAUCGGAUUCUCACGACUAAGAAACAGAAGCAGCGACAAUGACGAAUACAUCGGUCAGAUCCCUCGCUACCUUCUCACAACACAUCUGCGGAAUAAUUCACCAUCAUCUGAAACAAACAUCUUCAUUAUCUACCCUAGCAACUUCGACGCCUUCGCAGCACGGACUUUAUUCACCGAUCUGCAAUCCGGCCCAUCACCUCUAUCCAGCGAAGAUGCAUUGAAGCGACUGGAUUCCGUCCAGCUCUUUCCAGUAGAUUCUCUACCAGAUGCAGCGCAGGCCAUAAUGCAAGUCUCGGACUUACUGCUGCAGGUCCAAGAAAAACGACUGGACCAGGACGCAUCAGGUCACCCCGCUAUCAUCCUUGUUGUGGCCGGGCUGGAUUCGUUAGCUGAAGGCGUGAUUCGGGCUUCUAAUCCGGCUAGGGGGGCUGGUGUCCUCGCGAGUGCUUUGCGGAUAUUAACGCGCAUGUCUCGUACGCAUGGCUCGUUUUUGACGACCGUGCUUGUUAAUACUAGUGGACUCGGGUCUCAUGUUGAGGUUGAUGACGGCUCGGGUAGACGGGCUACUGUUGGGGUGGGUGACGAUGAUGUGAGACCAUCUGAUCAUGAUGGGAUUCAUUCUAUUUUUCAACUUCCUGGGUCAUCGCUUUUGUCGACCUUGUUGAUGAGGACGCUGGAUCAGGGGAUUGAUACGCACAUCUUGCUUUCUGAUGUGAAAUACGCUCGCGUGGCAGAGGUUAUCAAGGAUCGUACUGGGACGGGGUUGGGGAAAUGGGGGAUAUGGUCGCUGAAGAGAUGA